AUGACUACCGCACAUAGACCUACGUUCGAUCCGGCCCGUGGCAAAGAAGCCCUCCGAGGUCCAGCCUACCAUCAACGCCUCCUCCCAGCCCACACACAACUCAAGUAUCGUCAAGCCGGUCAAGGCGGCGAUGCUGACGAACCCACGCGCGAUCUCGCUGCUGAGCUUCUCGCUGCUGAAGCCACCCAUUUCACCAAGAAGAACGGCGCCCCUGCCCUCAUUGACGAUGCCGACGAGGACGACGAGACCAGCGUGUCCAAUGGCGCGAAGCGAGCGCUUCCAAGUGCAGAUGGCGAGGGAGAAGACUUAGAGGCGAUGAGGCGGCGGAUCUUGGUAGAAACAAGAGAUAUCGAUGCCGACGAUAGCGAAGAGGACGACGAUGACAGUGAAGACGAUGACGAUAGCGAUGAUGACUCCGAUGCAGAGCUACAGAGAGAGUUGGACCGUGAGGCCGAGCGACUCAAAGAAGAGGAAGAGGCCCGAGAACGAGAUAUUGCCCUGGGCAAUCCUCUCCUCAACAAACAAGAUUUCACUAUGAAGCGCCGCUGGGACGAUGACGUGGUUUUCAAGAAUCAGGCGCGUGGCACAGAGGACAGGGGCAAGAAAAAGGAGUUUGUAAACGAUCUCCUCCGUUCCGACUUUCAUAGGCGCUUCAUGAGCAAGUACGUUAGAUAA
This is a messenger RNA of Fusarium musae, 675 nucleotides long. It is a transcript of the gene CWC15, whose product is annotated as complexed with cef1p. Gene Ontology annotation, cellular component: catalytic step 2 spliceosome. The transcript is spliced from 4 exons. Gene Ontology annotation, molecular function: RNA binding. Bases 1 to 675 code for a protein of 224 amino acids. Lineage: Eukaryota; Fungi; Ascomycota; Sordariomycetes; Hypocreales; Nectriaceae. The record is from RefSeq and is a predicted model, not a curated record. Gene Ontology annotation, biological process: mRNA cis splicing, via spliceosome.